AUGUUUUCUAAAAGUUCUUUAUAUUUACAAGAUAAUAGUAUUAAACAAUACAAUAAUAAUCAUAAUUCUCUUUUAGUUUUUUAUAAUGCAUAUCUUUAUUAUAAUAAUAAUAUGUAUGAACAACAUCGUUCUGAUCAAAGAAGUUCAACUUCAAAUUAUUAUCAAGAAAAAAAACGAAAAGAAUCAGAUUUAAAAUUAAAUAAAUCAAAGAAAAAAUCUUCGAAAUCUGAAUUUGAUGAUGCACGAUUAUUUUGUGAUGAUUGUAAUAAAUUUUAUGAUAAUAUUUGUCCAUAUCAUAAACAAUCUUAUAUUCCUGAUAAAAAAAUAUCAAAAUCUUUAAUUAAACAUUCACAACGAUUAUCUGAUCUAACUUGUCCAGAUGGAAUUAUUAUAAAAUCAUCAACUAUAUUGAAAGCAGGCAAAGGUGUAUUUGCAACAAAAAGAUUUGAAAAAAAUACUUUCUUUGGACCUUAUAUGGGUACACGUCAUUCAAAUUUUAAAAGUGCACAAGAAUCAGGUUAUGCUUGGAGUAUUGCAGAUAAAUAUGGAAAGAAAAAUAAUUUUAUUGAUAAUCUUAUUGUUUUUUAUUUUCUUCAAGGUCCUAAUACAGUUGAACAACAAAAUUUACAACCUAUUCAAUAUGAUCGAAAUAUGUUCUAUAAAACAAUGAGAACAAUUCGUCCAGGAGAAGAAUUAUUUGUUUAUUAUGGAGAUGAUUAUGCUCGUUUUCUUGGUAUUAGACCCUUUAGUAUGAACAUAAUACAAAAGAAUAUUGAUGAUAAUCAUAAUAUCAAUGAUAAUGAUUAA
This is a messenger RNA of Rotaria sp. Silwood1, 807 nucleotides long. The record is from the annotation of a GenBank genome assembly. Lineage: Eukaryota; Metazoa; Rotifera; Eurotatoria; Philodinida; Philodinidae.